Molecule: messenger RNA, 971 nt
Organism: Mytilinidion resinicola
Lineage: Eukaryota; Fungi; Ascomycota; Dothideomycetes; Mytilinidiales; Mytilinidiaceae
Exons: 2
Coding region: 141-485 (114 amino acids)
Source: RefSeq, a predicted model, not a curated record
CUCCUAUAGUCUCUACUUAGAAUUUACCUAAAAGCCGCACCCAAGCCCCUUUAGUAGUUAAAGUAAAGGAACCUUUUAUCUCCUUUGGAAUUCCGAGAGUUACACCUCAUGGCUGCAUACUGGUCGAGACAAUCGCCUUCAUGGAAUCUCCAGACCUGUGCUGGCACAGCUCCGAACGCCACUACAUACUCUCAAAUUCGACCUUCACCAAGAGAGAACUGCGAGAAGAAGAACUUCCUCGGUCCCUAUAUACGGGAGAACCUGUUUGGCCUCGCCAUUCUCAAGAGCGAUUGCAAAAUAAAGCAGCUACGCUUCAAUCUAUUGCCGCGAACACAAAGAUUCCAGUACCACAGUUUGAAAACAUCUACAUGAAAGACGGAUUACUCCAUCUUCAGACAAAGCGUUCGGACGGUGUUCAACUCAGUACGAUCGAUCCCUCUCAGAAGGCCGACGCUGUAGCAAAAGUAGAGGAGACUAUGAAUUAAAGUAUAUUGCCUCAACUCAACAAUUUCCGGCGAGACUUCAUGGGAAGUGUGGAUCCAUCACUUCCCGUUUUCCCACCGAGUCGGAUUAUGUAUCAGGAAAAAAGAUCUAAGUGGCCUCGGAAGCGUUCAGAUGCCCCAGAGUAUGCAUUAUGUCACAUCGACCUUGGCCAGCACGGUAUUAUGGUACACCCGGAGACCUAUGAAAUUGUAGCUAUCAUAGACUAGGAGUUCUGUGGGUAUUGGCCGGCGAAAUUUGAGCUUCUUCUUUGGAAAUAUUCACGGACCGAGAACCAGAAGAUGUACCAGAAAUACGCUUCACAGAUAGACCUCAUUCUUUAAACUGGGAGAAAGUUUCCUACUGGGCUAUUGACAUUGUGAUCCACUCAUUUAGCAGCGCAUUGGCGAACUUCUUAUUUCCAACCUUAUCUUCUUACGAAGUGAAGGCCCAUUCAAAAUAGUUCAAUUUAAUGCAAAUAUAGUAGCCCA